Messenger RNA from Tetranychus urticae (two-spotted spider mite), 3219 nucleotides. RefSeq lists its product as uncharacterized. The record is from RefSeq and is a predicted model, not a curated record. NCBI's taxonomy places the organism in Eukaryota, Metazoa, Arthropoda, Arachnida, Trombidiformes, Tetranychidae.
AAUACAUAUCUAUCAUUAUGGCGUAAUAAUGGGUUAAACUUUAUCAACAGCAUGAGGAAUCAACAACAACCACCAGUUUACGAGAAGCAAGGUGGCAAAGGAGAUCUAAUGUUAAUGAUGAUGAUGAUGAUGACAAUGAUGAAAAACAUGGAAGGUAAACCAUCGCAUCCAUGGGGUGUAUCAAGCAACUGGCCACCACCACCAACAGGUAACCCAUGGCCAGCACAACCAGUCAAAGAUCCAUGGCCAACAACAACACCAGCACCAGUAAAGGAUCCUUGGCCGUCACCGGUUAAAGAUCCUUGGCCUUCACCACCAAGUGAUCCAUGGACAACGACAACACCAGCACCCGAUCCGUGGGCAACUAAACCGUCCAACCCUUGGGAUAGUAAGCCAAGUGAUCCAUGGGCAGCAAAGCCAAGUGACCCGUGGGCCACGAAGCCAAGCAACCCAUGGGAAGCCAAACCGAGUAACCCUUGGGACUCGGCUAAAGGUACUGGUAACCCUUGGGAUCAGGGUGGUGAUAAAGGUGGUGGCAGUUUUUGGGAUAAAUUGAAAGCGGCUAAUCCAUGGGACAAGUUGAAAGCGGCCAACCCUUGGGACCAGGGCAAUAAGAAGGGUGGAAAUCCUUGGGAUCAAUUCAAACAGACUAAUCCAUGGGAUCCGAUUGAUGAUGCUAAACGUAAAGUAGCUGCUGAUUUUGGUUAUGGUGACAUGACCAAUGCUCAGUAUACUGCGAUGAUGAACCAAAUGGCUGAAAUGUUGAAAUAUUACAUGAAAAAUGUGACUACAACACCAGCACCUGGAGGCAAAAUUGAGGAUUGUCCGAAGUGUAAUGUUCAAGUUAACAUUAACAACUCAAAUGCUUCACCAAGACACAAUCAAACUCAAUCAACCAGUUAUGGAGUCAAAAAGCGAACCAAAGAGGCAAAGAUUAAAGCUGCACCAAGUGACCCAAGUGAACCUGAAGCACCUCCUGAAGAUGAUGCAGCACCUGUUGAUGGCGAAGAGCCUCCAUUGGAACCCGUAGAUCCUGAUGAUCCAAAUGGUCGACCUGUUCAAGAAGAUCCUACAAUGGAUGGAGUUUUAGGUGGAGGCGAGGUUGACUUGGAUGGUGAUGGAUUACCAGAUCCUUUGGGUCAACAAUUUACUCGAUAUGGAAGGCAGAAGCAAUACUUGGCUAGGAAACGUAAAGAUCAAGCUCGACCUCGUCGACUUCGUGGCCAUACACUUGGAUCUUCAAUGAUACUACCUCAUGAGCCUUACAAUGGUGUACGAUAUGCUGUACCAGUUAAACAAGGUCAACACUUAUCAGCCAUUCAACGGUAUCAAUCUUCAGGCGCUCCUUUACCUUCAUUGCCCAUUGCAGGACAUCCAAUUGUACUUGCACCCCAUCCAAGUCCAGUUGUUCCCAUUGUACAACCUGGUUACACCGACCGAACACUUGCUUACACUCAAGGUUUAUCAGGUAACUAUGGUCAACAGUCAAUCCCUGGACAUUUAUUACCAUCUCAAAAUAAUCAAGGCCCGGCUGUUGUGCGAUUUGUCCCUGUUAGACCAGUCGAGUCAACCGACUCAAGUUAUGGUUACAUUAACCAGUUUGGUCAGAAAAUGGGCCAAUCGCAGAGUAAGAUACAACAUGGUUCAUCAACUGAUCAAAUAGAUAAGUCUAAAUAUGAAAUAUUCAGAAAUUCUGAGUCCCAAAGAGAUCUUGAUUACUUGACUGAAUCACCAAAUUAUCCAAAAGGCUCAAGUCAAGGUGAAACAAUGUCAACUAAUAAUGAAAUGACCGAAGAUGUGAUUAUUGAGAAACCAGUUUUGGGUAAACCACCGCCGGUGCAUAAAGCACCAAUGGAGUAUAAACUGUUUACUGGUGGAAAUGAUAGGCCAAGUCAACCAUUAACAUCGUCACCGCAGCCUCCGACAACCCCGUCAACACCAUCAGAGUCAAUUAAUGCAGCUAGAGUGGAAUCAAGAAUGGAUUAUCAAGAUUCAAAUUUGCCAAUGAUGAUGGAUAAACCAAUUUAUGUUCAACAACAAUCUGAAUCCAGACAAAAGUUGAAUGAAAAUGUGAAAGAUGCAUUCAAAGCUUCGAAUAAGGUGAUUCGAGAACCGACACCGACACCAUCAGCAUCUCAACCAAAAGCGAUCUCUUUGAUGGAAACCUCAUCAUUACCUCCAGGAAGACAUAACUUUCGUGCCAAUGGCCUUUCACCAUCACCUUUAUCAAUGUUAUCAGAAGCGCCAUCAACAGAGACCACCUUUUCAACCAGGUCCAACUUUCGUGUCAAUGACCGGUCUAAACUGUUUAGACCGGACUCUGUUGAUCCAUCCUCUUCUAAUGGAGUCAAAGAUUCCAUUAAACUAUCAUCAUUACCAACAUCAAAACCUUUCAGCAAUUAUUCAAGAAAUGAUACACUCUCCAAUUCAACAACAACCUUCUAUUCAUAUCCAUUAUCUAUUGAAUCAUCCUCAUCCUCAUCAACAUCAAGCUUUUCAACGUUUCCAAUCAACUCCUUUUCAGAGUCCAUAUCAGUUGAAAAUGGAUCACAGUUGGCUGAUAAAGUUGAAAAAUACGAUUCAUUUGUUGAUCAAAAAAAUGAUCUCAGGGUUAAUCAAGAAAAUGGUACUUAUCUUUGGAAAGAAAUUAGCGAUAAUCUUGACGCGAUUAACAAUAGCAAUUAUAAUUCGAAGCUUUCUGAUAAAACUAAUCCAACGACGACCAUUGCUAUGGACAGGUUAGAAAAUGAUUUCAAAGAAAAAGCUAGCAAAUUAUCAGAAAAUUGAUACACUUUCAGCUAGCCAAAUGAUUAAAAAUGAUAAUUUAAAGAUGUCAUCAAUAAAGUACAAGAAAAUUUGGGUUUAUCAAUUUGGAGCGUUACAGAUUAAUCAAAAAGCGACUAAUAAGAAACAAAAUGAGAGCAGAUUUGAAAAAAACUUGCAUCAACAUUACCAAUGGAAAAAUGCGAAAAAAAAUUGUAAGUGGUUUAAAGGUUAGAUUACUUACAAAAAUUUAUCAAGAUUAAAAUUUCUUUAUUUAUAAACGAUAUAGUUUUAAUCACUAUUUGUAAAAAAAUGUAAAUUACUCUUUGGAAUCUAAAUGACCUUUCAGGUCCAUAUUAGGUCAUUUCAAAGUCCACUCCUUUAACAUAAAAUCCUGUAAACUGUGACUCAUAAAAAAGCUAAAAACACACUCAAAACAUCAUGUUCCAUCAACAG